AUGCAAAGUGUCUGUGGAUUGUACCAAGUGUACGAAGAUUCAAGGCCUAUCCUAUUCGACCACAUGUUGACACGGAAAUCAGAUUUUCCGGGGAUCUGGGAGGUUUAUUGCUCAAAGUGUGGAAAGCCUUACUACUUCUACAAAGACGAUGGGGCAGAGCGGUUGUACCUUGAUGCAACAUACAUGGUGUGCAUGCAAAAGAUGAGACAAAAUACUUAG
Laccaria bicolor S238N-H82 is the source of this 219-nucleotide messenger RNA. RefSeq lists its product as uncharacterized. NCBI's taxonomy places the organism in Eukaryota, Fungi, Basidiomycota, Agaricomycetes, Agaricales, Hydnangiaceae. The transcript has 3 exons. Bases 1 to 219 code for a protein of 72 amino acids. The record is from RefSeq and is a predicted model, not a curated record.